Antechinus flavipes (yellow-footed antechinus) is the source of this 6066-nucleotide messenger RNA. It is a transcript of the gene DLC1, whose product is annotated as DLC1 Rho GTPase activating protein. Gene Ontology annotation, cellular component: focal adhesion; membrane raft. Gene Ontology annotation, molecular function: protein binding; GTPase activator activity; lipid binding. Lineage: Eukaryota; Metazoa; Chordata; Mammalia; Dasyuromorphia; Dasyuridae. The record is from RefSeq and is a predicted model, not a curated record. The transcript has 17 exons. The coding region runs from base 76 to 4572 and encodes 1498 amino acids. Gene Ontology annotation, biological process: signal transduction; regulation of Rho protein signal transduction; actin cytoskeleton organization.
UGAUGACUUAAUCCCAUCUCCUCGGGUGCCCCUUGGAUUAGAAAAAUCCAGGGUCCCCUGUUGGACUGCAGGGACAUGUCUGUGGCCGUCAGGAAGCGGAGCUGGGAAGAGCACGUCACUCAGCGGAUGGGAUUGCUCCUUCAUCCGGAUGCUCCGACCCCAACAUGCCACCAUGGGCUGGUAGCUGAUAGCUUGCAUACAAGCAUGGAAAAGGAAGGGGCUCUGCCUGGGGGCCACCACCAGAGGUGGGCAUCCCUGCCAGAUUGCUGCCAGGCCUCCGAGCUGUCCAGCUGCCCUGAGCAGCUCCUAGGAAAUGUUUCAAGGGAACUGGAUGAAAAUGACACUUGUGAUGGGGAAGAAGGCCUCCUUUCCCUGGAAGCCAGCACAGAAACUCUGGUCCAUGUAUCUGAUGAAGAGAGUAAUCCAGAGAUGAAUUUGAGUGCUGUGAACCACUGGCCAACCAGAGAUAAGGAAACAGCAGGUCAGUGGAGACUGAAUGGAACAGGUACUUUUGUAAAGACACCACCAGGUCCUGAGGAAGAUCAGGAGUUGCCUGUCUCUUUGGGGUCCUUGGAGAUAGCCAGUGAAUCUGAUCAUGAGUCUAGUCUUACAGAGGAGAGUAAAAAGAAUUGGGACCCUAAUAGGGACAACCAAGAGCUUGGCAGUGAUCUCAGGAUAAGUCAAGUCAAAGAGGCACCCAAAGCAGAUUUCUCAGAGUCUCUGAGUGCAAAUGAAAUUCUGCCUGAGAAACAGUUGCUCCAUUCUGCUGUGAUUGCUCAGCAACGGAGGAAAUGUGCUGACACCAUCAAAGAUAGGAAUGAGAGGCGUACUGGUGAGUCCCUACAGGAUGAGUUCUCUACCUCUCACUGUGCCGGGAAGACACAACUACAAUCAGAAGAUUCUGAAAGCUGCUUUGGGGAGUCUCCCUGUUGUCUCCACCCUCUGGAUAAAAGUGACGUCACACGCUUGCACAGCGACCCUCAAAACAAACAUCCCUUGGAUGCUGGCUCCAGAGAGGAUGUGCCCUCGGAACAUGGAACGCUUCCCAUGACCACUGGGGAAUUGUGUGUUGGGCAAGUCACUCUUCGAGAAAAAAAGGAAGGGAGAGAAGAUCGAGGGAGAGGACGACUUGAUUCCAUGGCACUGCUCAUCAUGAAACUGGACCAGUUGGACCGAGACAUCGAGAAUGCCCUCAAUACCAGUCCCUCUCCUGCCAAUCCCCAAGUACACCAGCAGAAAACUAUUCCCGAUCAGGAGUCAAAAGAUGAGGGUGGAGAGAAUGACAGGCCAAUAAAUCAGAACCAAGUGGAUUUACCACCAAACUUGGAGGCAGUUGCCCAGGCUGCUGGUCCAGCUUCUGUGUCCCCAGCCAGUUCUGCAACCAAACCAAAAGUAUCGGUCAUGGCCAAUGUUUCAGAGAAGGGAAAAGCUGAAAUCGAAGCCAAAGAAGCAUGUGACUGGCUGCGGGCAGCCGGCUUCCCUCAGUAUGCCCAGCUGUAUGAAGACCUCCUGUUUCCCAUUGACAUUACGCUUGUGAAGAGAGAGCAUGAUUUCUUAGACCGAGACUCCAUCGAGGCAUUGUACCGGCGCCUGAACACAUUAAAUAAGUGCGCAGUAAUGAAGCUGGAGAUCUGCCCCCACAGGAAGCGGAGCGAGGACUCGGAUGAGGAUGAGCCGUGCGCCAUCAGCGGCAAGUGGACUUUCCAAAGGGACAGCAAGCGAUGGUCCAGAAUGGACGAGUUUGACGUUUUCUCCCCGCUGCCCGGCCUGGCUGCCAGGGCUCCGGGGGGGCAGGUCCUUGCCAGCGCCAGCCGAGAGAGCCUGCUGACCGACCUGAGCGAGGGCCAGGAGCUGGUCUCCGUGCGGAGCCUCAGCAGCGCCAGCAGCCUCCCGACCGAGCCGGGCACACCCCGGGCAGCCUCCGUGGCGAGCGUCUGCUCCUCAGGCCUCCGGGAGUUCGGCCCCCUGCCCUCCCCCACCGAGCCGCCCGGCACCAAAGCCCACGGGCAGCCCGCCAAGGCCAAGCCGAGGGGCCUGCUCAAGCGGAUGGAGAGCCUGAAGCUGCGGCGCUCUCACGCCGGCCGGCCCAAGGCCGGCCCCGCCAAGCUGGGCCUGGUCAUCAGCGGCCCCGUGCUGCAGGAGGGCCAGGAGAAGCUCAAGCACCUGCCCUGCGUGGAGAUCUCCAGCCUGGCCGGCGUCCGCAAGAGGAGCAUCUCCAACUCCACGCAGACCAGCAGCAGCAGCAGCAGCCAGUCGGAGAGCGGCAGCGCCGUCAGCACGCCCAGCCCCGUGUCGCGGACGCGCAGCCUCAGCACCUGCCACAAGAGGGCCGGCAUGUACCUGGAGGGCUUCGACCCCUUCGACCAGGCCGCCUUCGACAGCGUGCUGGAGCAGAACCUGCGCAACCGCGAGAGCCGCGGCGACGACGCCGUGUUCUACAUCCCCGAGGACCACAAGCCGGGCACCUUCCCCAAGGCCCUCUCCAACGGCCGCUUCCCCGCCGCGGGGAAGGAAAGCGCGGCCCCCGGCUGGAGGGCGGGGAGCUUCCACGGCCGCGAAGGGGCCAAGGGGCUGCGGAGGCGCAACUCCUCCUGCUCCGUGAGCAGCCGCCUCAGCGUCUACGACAACGUGCCCGGCUCCGGCCUCUACUCCAGCUCCGGGGACCUCGCCGACCUCGCCGACCUCGCGCAGGAGGACAUCUUCCCCGAGCUCGACGACAUCUUGUACCACGUGAAGGGGAUGCAGAGGAUCGUCAACCAGUGGUCAGAAAAGUUCUCCGACGAGGGGGACUCGGACUCGGCCCUGGACUCCGUUUCCCCCUGCCCUUCUUCUCCAAAGCAGAUCCACCUCGAGGGCGACAACGACCGCACCUCGCCCAGCGACCUGGACAGCGUGGGGAACUCUCUGAAUGAGACCGAGGAGCCCGCCGACAUCCAGGAAAGGAGGGACUCCGGCGUGGGCGCCUCCCUGACGCGCUCCAACAGGCCCAGACUGAGCUGGCAGAGCUCCCGGCGGCUCAGCGCGGGCUCGGCCGCGCCCCAGAUCAGCUGCCAGUCCGUGGCUCAGAUGAACCUGCUGCAGAAGUAUUCGCUCCUCAAGCUGACGGCCCUGCUGGAGAGGUACACGCCAUCCAACAAGCACGGCUUUGGCUGGGCAGUGCCCAAGUUCAUGAAAAGGCUUAAGGUCCCAGACUACAAGGACCGGAGCGUGUUUGGUGUCCCACUCUCUGUCAAUGUGCAAAGGACAGGGCAGCCCCUUCCCCAGAGCAUCCAGCAGGCCAUGGGCUACCUGCAUAGCCAGUGCUUGGAUCAGGUUGGGCUCUUCAGAAAGUCGGGCGUCAAGUCCAGAAUCCAGGCCUUGCGCCAGAUGAACGAGGGCUCCACGGCGCACGUGAGCUACGACGGGCAGUCUGCGUACGAUGUGGCAGACAUGCUGAAGCAAUACUUCCGAGACCUUCCAGAGCCUCUGAUGACCAACAAGCUCUCGGAGACCUUCUUACAGAUCUACCAGUAUGUGCCCAAGGACCAGCGUCUCCAGGCCAUCCAGGCGGCCAUCAUGCUUCUCCCAGAUGAGAACAGGGAGGUCCUUCAAACCCUGCUCUAUUUCCUGAGCGAGGUCACUGCUGCCGUGAAGGAAAACCAGAUGACGCCCACCAACCUGGCCGUGUGCUUGGCGCCGUCCCUUUUCCACCUCAACACCCUUAAAAGGGAAAAUUCUUCUCCGAGGGUGAUGCAGAGAAAGCAGAGUCUGGGCAAACCCGACCAGAAGGACCUCAAUGAAAAUCUGGCAGCGACUCAAGGCCUGGCACACAUGAUCGCAGAAUGCCACAAGCUCUUCCAGGUCCCCGAGGAAAUGAGCCGGUGUCGGAACUCCUACUCGGAGCAGGAGCUGCGGCCCCUCAGCCUGGAGGCCUUGGGCCACCUGAGUGGCCAGGCCUCUGCUGACUAUCGCCACUUCCUCCAAGACUGCAUGGACAGCCUGUUUAAGGAGGUCAAGGACAAGUUCAAAGGUUGGGUCAGCCAUCCCACCUCGGAGCCUGCAGAGCUGGCUUAUAAGAAGGUUAGUGAAGGACCCCCACUCCGACUGUGGAAGUCGACAAUCGAAGUCCCUGCCAAACCUGAGGACGUUUUAAAUCGCCUCCUGAAGGAGCAACAUAUCUGGGAUCCGGAUCUCUUGGAUGCCAAAGUGAUUGAAGUCCUGGAUAGCCAGACGGAAAUCUACCAGUUUGUCCGGAGUAGUAUGGUGCCCCAUCCUGCCAGGGACCACGUGGUGCUGAGAACAUGGAGGACCAACUUGCCCAGGGGGGCCUGCAUGCUGUUGCUCACCUCCGUGGAUCACGCCCAGGCCCCUGUGAUUGGGGUACGGGUAAACGUGCUGUUGGCCCGAUACCUGGUUGAACCCUGUGGGUCCGGGAGAUCCAAGCUCACCUACUUGUGCCGGAGUGACUUGAGGGGCCACAUACCAGAAUGGUACACAAAGGCAUUUGGACAUUUGUGUGUAGCUGAAGUAGUGAAGAUCCGAGAUUCUUUCACUCGUCCAAGCACGGAUCCCAAAGAUGGGAAAUCCAGGUGACGACACACCUACAGGCCGAGACUCUGCAUCUGGCCCGAGACCGCCGAGAAUUUUGUUUAGAAAUAAAUGGGCCGAUCCUGGGCAGGAUGGAUUAAACCAGAAACCAGGAACCAAUCUGGGCUGUGAUCUACAAUGGCUGUACCACACAAGAGCUGAUCUUGACUGGAACACAUGGCCCUGUGGAAAAACAGAAGUUGUACUAGGUGGAGAUUGCUUCUGCGAAGCAGGACUCUUAAAGGGAAUAAAAUGAAGAGAAUCUGUUCUCCUGGGAUAUUGCCCUUGACUGGACCCAGGCAAGCAGGACAGGAGAGCCGCCGUAGGAGGGACUAUUGUUGUUUGUUUUGGGAAUGGAGGGUGUCUCUGACACCAGCAAUGAAAAACGAGUUUCCUUAAGAUGUGUGUGUGGGUGAAUGUCCCAUGACUGAAUGCAGAGCAGAUCCAGGGAAUGGGCUCUGCUAGGUUGGCAGGCCACCAAAAUUGGGGAAACAUUUCAAAUUGUAUUAUUCCAGGGAGGAAUGUGGGAUAACCUUCGUGCGUAAGGGGGUCCUGUAAAUUUCUCCAGUGAAUCCCUUUCCUUCCUUUUUAUUUAGGAGAGCCAGUAUGGGAGAUUCCAUCCUGAAAGGACCCCUUCCAUCCAUGUCUGUUAGAUGUUUCAUUCUGACGAUCCCAUUUCUGUACUGUAGUGAAUUCAUUCUUACCGUAGAUAAUCCCACACUGAAGGUCCUCUCUCUCUCUCUCCUGAUUGGCUUUAAAUCACAAAAAUCAGAAUCCAGCAAUAAAAGCAUUUUGGUUUUUUGAUUUGUUUUAGAAAGAGCACAGAUUAAAAUAAAGAUGAAGACUUAAUUCCAAAGCUAAAAUCAGGAGAGCCAUACUUUCUGAUAUACCCCAUUUUCGGUUCUUUCAUCUCUUGGGUUUCCAGAAAGUUUAGGCUGUAUUCCAAAGAGCUCUGUUGGCCAAGAGCUCUUCCUCCGUCAUGGCAGGAUCAGCAUGGGACGUUCACCUGUGAGUGAACAUGUCAGGAAGGGUUGUACCUGGCUGAUUGCGUGCCUCAGUUACCGUUGUCAGUGUUAACUUCUUGAUGAAGAAACUUCAUGUUGUGUGUGUGGAUGUGUGUGAGUGAGGGGGGGAGCGGAUCGGAUUCAGCCACGAGUGCCGUCAGGGCUCCGGACCACGUGCUCCUUGUGAAUUCCUAGAUCUUGUAGAUUCCGUCUAAAAUCUCUUACGUGGAAGAUUGUAUGUUGAACAUACCGUCCCAUUGAGUAACACAAGUAACGCAUGAUACAGAGUAUUAUUUAAAAUAGACUUGUAUUUAUACAUCAGUCUUUGGGUUUUAUACCUCAGCUCAACAUGUUUGUGUUUUUUUUUCCCUUUUAUUGUAAAUAAAGCUUUUCAUGAUUACCAUGGAAGUGACUGAACAAAGAAAAGGUUUAUAACUUGCUAUGAAUGACUGUACAGAAUAUAAUCAACAAUUGCACUAUUAAAUGUUUAACAUGA